This is a messenger RNA of Plectropomus leopardus (leopard coralgrouper), 888 nucleotides long. Its product is annotated as putative transmembrane protein 244. NCBI's taxonomy places the organism in Eukaryota, Metazoa, Chordata, Actinopteri, Perciformes, Serranidae. The record is from RefSeq and is a predicted model, not a curated record.
AUGGCGGAACAAGUCCAGUUUUCCGGGGGAUUAACGGGGUCGUGCAUCGCGCUGCAGUAUCAACAGCAGCCAGGAUUGUUUUAUAAUGUAACAUCACGUAAAAACAAUGACAUGGCAUUCAAAAGCAAAACGGUCGACUCGAAGACCGUGCUCUUCAAUCUGCUGCUGUGUCUGCUCAUAUUUUACUCUCUUUUCUACAUGAUUGGGAGUGUGUGCUUCGGUGCCUUCAGGUUAAAUCACUUUGACGGACUGAUUCCAUUUGACUUUAAGACCGAACCUGCCGAAUCCAACUCCAAAUACUUGGUGAACCUCCUGUCCUUGGAGCUCACCUACUUCUGCAGCGGCCUUUUGUUUGCUGCAGUGGUGAGGAGGCGGGUGUGGGACUACGCCCUCACCAUCACACUUCUGCAUGUAGUGAUUACCAGUCUAGUGAUGUUGGAGUUUCCCAUGGUGUGGCAGUGGUGGCUGGCUUUAGGUAGCGGCUUGUUUUUGAUGAUCUGCAAUGGUCAGCUGAUAGCUUACUUCACCUGCCAGAGUGAGCAGAGCUACGCCUCCUUCAGCAUCUACUGAUAGUUUUGGGAAGUGAGAAAUGAUUGGACCGGAUUCUUGCUUCCUGGAGACGCACAUUAGAUCCUCAACGACGAUGGACUUUUUCUAUUCAUUAAAAAAAAGAUGUCACCAUAACACAUUAACCCAUUAAAACCUAGGCAAAUCUGCUAGACUUCUCUCAAAAACAUGGGAAAAAGGCAAUGUGCAGUAAAGAAGAAAUGACCCAACAACAACAAAAAACUGUAAAAAGUACAAGAGAAUUAGCUGAAAGUUAGGGCAGGAUGGGAUAAAAGGAAAAAGUUUCAAAAAAGUAAGAAAAAAAACAAACAAACAAGGAAA